This is a messenger RNA of Aspergillus bombycis, 648 nucleotides long. RefSeq lists its product as uncharacterized. Gene Ontology annotation, molecular function: dioxygenase activity. Lineage: Eukaryota; Fungi; Ascomycota; Eurotiomycetes; Eurotiales; Aspergillaceae. The record is from RefSeq and is a predicted model, not a curated record. Bases 1 to 648 code for a protein of 215 amino acids. The transcript has a single exon.
AUGCCCUCAACAAAGAUAGAUAUCCCAAAUGGCCAUAGCAUGCUUAAGCCGCACAACCUCAACAUUCACGAGAACCGCCAUGAUGCUAAAUUUUACGACACCAUGGCCACAAUUAUGUCGCUGCGACAGACAUAUAUGAACGACCGAUUUAUCUUCGUGAAGGGAAAGGACAUGGUCCCAAUUCUCAAAGGCUUGGGAGCUAGGGACACUGAUUUCGAACUCCUAAAGUCAAUUAGCGACCAGACAAGCCCUGACCCGACUCUUGAUUAUCGUGCUGCAUCUCUUGGUUGCUACUGUAUUGAUUUUGAGGCAAGAGACAUUCGGCGGUUAGAGCAACAGCCAUACACGCUCACUGUUCAAGAGGACUAUAAGCGUCACGAUUCUGCAAUUCGAAGGAUCUUUGCCGAAGUCCCAACAGAUAUGCAAGAGAAUACAGUAGUACAAGCGUUGAUGAUAUUCAUGGCCUUGGUGUUCCAAGAUGUGCCUAUAACUCCGCGUGAUCAGCUGGAUUAUUCCUCACAGAGCUGGGUCUGUAUGAUAUUCAAUGGUCGAAUAGUCACCGAUAUCUCAAAAGGAAUCUUCGGCGAACCGGCUCUUGAGGGCGUUCACUCUGAUGGGAUCGGAUCACACGAUGUCAGUUCUAUUUAG